CAGACGCCGGCCGCGGAGGAGAGCGGGCCGAAGGAUUCUUUGCGCGCGGCGGGGAUGGAACGUUGAUAGAGUUCGCGGUUCUCGCCGCUGGGGGCCAGAGCCGCAUGCAGUGCGCCGCCGCGCGCCAAAGCGGGAAUCCGGGAGACGCGCACCUACCUCUGCGAUUAAUGCACGCAUUUAAAACUCCCGAGUCUGCGGACGCCAUGCACAGGAAACACCUCCAGGAGAUUCCUGACCAAAGUAGCAACGUUACCACCAGCUUCACGUGGGGAUGGGAUUCCAGCAAGACUUCUGAACUGCUUUCAGGCAUGGGGGUCUCCGCCCUGGAGAAAGAGGAGGUGGACAGUGAGAAUAUCCCCCAGGAACUGCUUUCAAACCUGGGCCACCCACAGAGCCCCCCACGCAAACGGCUGAAGAGCAAAGAGAACGACAAGGACUUUGUGAUCGUUCGCAGACCGAAGCUAAAUCGAGAGACCUUUCCAGGUGUUUCAUGGGACUCCCUUCCAGACGAGCUGCUGUUAGGAAUCUUUUCCUGUCUGUGCCUCCCUGAACUCAUGAAAGUCUCCAGUGUUUGUAAGAGAUGGUAUCGUCUAGCGUUUGAUGAGUCUCUCUGGCAGACCUUGGACCUCACGGGCAGAACCCUCCACCCAGACGUGGUUGGUCGGCUGCUGUCCCGGGGGGUGGUCGCCUUCCGCUGCCCACGAUCGUUUAUGGACCAACCGUUAGUUGAACAUUUCAGCCCUUUUCGUGUGCAGCACGUGGACCUGUCGAACUCAGUGAUCGAUGUGUCUACCCUCCACAGCCUUCUGUCUCACUGCUCCAAAUUGCAGAAUCUCAGCUUGGAAGGCCUACGGCUUUCGGAUCCCAUCAUCGAUAAUCUUGCUCAGAACACAAAUUUAGUGCGAUUAAACCUUUCUGGGUGUUCUGGAUUCUCGGAAUCUGCCCUGAAGACUUUGCUGAGCAGCUGUUCCAGAUUGGAUGAGCUGAACCUCUCCUGGUGCUAUGACUUCACUGAAAAGCACGUGCAGGUGGCUGUCGCACACGUGUCAGAGGCUAUCACCCAGCUGAACCUCAGUGGGUACCGAAAGAAUCUGCAGAGAUCAGAUGUUUCUACCUUAGUUGGAAGAUGUCCCAAUCUUGUCCACCUAGACUUAAGCGAUAGUGUCAUGCUGAAAAAUGACUGCUUCCCAGAAUUUUACCAACUCAACUACCUCCAACACCUAUCACUCAGUCGGUGCUAUGACAUAAUACCUGAAACUUUACUUGCACGAAGCUAAAGAAUGACCAGAUCCAGGCUGAGCUAUAAUCUAAGAAGUCAAAGCUGGACUCCUGGACCCAAUCGAUGAAUGUAGCAGAAACUGAGCCAACCAAUGUAACAAGGCCAGGCUACCUCUCGUGUAUUAAAGGCCUUAGAUACACCGACAUGAGAUAGCAAGUAAAUUACAUUACUUCAAGUAUUUCACAAAAGUUGAUAAGCAACAUCCCAAGUUACUCACCAGGCCUUUGAUCCUGUUCCAGUACACAAAUUGAGCCCUGAACUCUUCUGUUUUUCCCACGGACCAUCAUCAACUGAAAUCUCGUAGUAGGAAGCCCUAUGAAUUGAGAAUAUAAAACUGGAUUUGUUGAACUUAUGUCUCACGGUAAAUAAGAUAAACACAGCCUUUUUCAGAGCUGAUGAAAUCUAAGUAGGCCAGCUUGACUCAGACAUACCUGACUUAGCAGGCACACACAUCAUGAUGCUAAUUCCAAUACUAAUUCAGGGAUGUCUGCAUCCCUCUCUGAUCUAAAUGCACCACCUUCCUACCAAUACUUUAACAUUUCAAACAGGAGCUUCUUGUAAAUUUUUACCUAGCAUUGCUGCUACUGAUUUUAUGGAAACAUACAGAACCUUAUUUCAGAAUUCAAAAAGAAAAUACCAUUCCUAGGGGACUUUCAUUCUUGGUAGCUGGUCUUUGAUAUAGCUAAGUCUGCAUCUAAUCCUUCAAGUUACCAACAGUUUCUGCUAAACUUUUGUUUCUUAAGUUAUAUACUAAUGUGCCUUUUGAAUUGAUAGUAAGCUAGCAGAGAUAAUGAAGUUCUAAAGAAAAGUUUCAACCAGUCCUGGAUUAGUGGACAAAACUAGGGAGAAAACAAGAACUGUAAUUUUUAAAAAAUUUAUAUUUCUUAGAAUAUUUAAUAAAUAUGGAAUCAACUGAGUCUCCUGACACCAGCAAAAAUGACACUAUUCUUUAAUUGCAUGAAUGUAUAAAUGAUGUGUAACUAUUCAAAGAGCUUUUGAAACAUGUAAAAGCUUAUUUUGUGAACUACGUCUUAAAAUAAUGGUGUCACUGGUCAACACUGGGUUACUUUUCUCCAGCAAAUAAAAAAGUUAAAAUAAACCCUUAAAAAAAAAAUUAAAAAAAAAUAUAAAAAAAAAUUAAAACAAUAAAUAAAUAAAUAAACCCUUAACAAAAUACAGCGUUUCAAAAUAUGACAAUUAUUAGACAUGCCUGCAAAUGCUAACACUCAAUGGAUAAUUUAUCUCUUAUUCUAACAGUUUCAUUUUCUCCUGCCAAGCUACUGGUUUGUGAACAUUUUACAUGAUACAACUCCAUGUCAUGUUUUCUCUCAAGUCAGCAUUCUCUACAAAAAUAAAUGAUAGCAAGCCUAACAUUCACAUUUAAUCUAUUUCAUAGCUUUGUUAUGUCUUCCUAGAAAAUCAGGAAUUUUAGGUACAUUAGGAGCCUAUUAUAUACAGACAAGCCAGCCGAAUCCAUAGGAAUGGCUGCUAUUAUGCCAGAAUCACAUAGAACCCAGAGGUUAGAGGUAAGUGGGGGUAGAAGAGAAAGAAGAAGUAAAGGCAAGAGAUGUUGAGCUCAAAAACAAUGAACAAAUUUAGUGUCAUUCUCACAUGCAGGUUUAUCAAGAUUAGUCAACCCACAGAAUUCUGGUUUCAGGGAAAUUAUUUUUUUAAGGCAGCAAUAAAACUCACAGUCCCUUUAGAGUGGGUAUAUUUCUUCUUAAAUUGUCCACUGCUACAGCCCAAGAAUAAGACAUUCUAGGUUAGAACAAAUAGGAGAAAAGAAAAAAAAAUUGGGCUUUUAAAAUGUUCUUAAGUCUAAGAACAUUAUAAAUGAGGCAGGAAUAAUAUUGCUGCACUUCAUAUUUUCCAAGCAAAGCACUUCAGUUUUCAGGAAGACUACGAUUCUAUUGCACACACUGAAGAAUGGCACAGGCUUACCCUGUGACCCUGGCUUUGUUAUUUAUUAAUUGUGUGAUUUGGGGCAAUUCGGUUCACUUCUCUGAACCACAGACCUCCUUAUAAAAUGGAGAUAAUGAUAACAUUUGGCAGGACUCAUCAAUAUUUAUUCAUUCCAUAAAUAUUUAUUAAGUGUCUAAUACUUUUUAACAAGCACUUUGCUAGGUAGUGGGGAUUUAACGGCAAACAUAACAGACACGGUCUUCUUAAAGUUUAUAUUCUAGUAGGUAAGUCAGAAAUUUUAAGUAAAUAAUAAUUACCAACUAUUUAGAGUGCUGUUUACUGCUUUAAACAAUAAACAAGAUACUAUAUAAGAAAUAAUACAAGAUGACCCUGGGAUACCUCUGCCAGAAGGAAGGUGUGUACAGGCAGGGGCAGUUCAAAAAACAGGCAAUACUUUACAAGUUUUCAUGAAAACUCAAUACAGGAUCUGGGAUCAGAAAUGCUGUGUUGACGUGACGGUUCUGAUACUAAUUAACUAAAUAUAUGACCUUGGGCUAGUUAUCUGAAUUGUCCAAAUCUCAAUUUUUUCACUGAUAAAAGCAACUGCUCUUCCCACAGAGUUGCUACGAGCACGUGUGACAUCUUGUUCACGUAUUCAUUUCCUUUCUGCCAAAGAAUCUUUAGAAAUAAGUUCUAAUAUUUCCAGGAGUUAAACCUUUUUCAAUAGCAUCAGAAGCCAACCCACUGCUGUCCUUAUCUUAGUAAAGACAUCAGGUGAGGCACCAAAGAUCACAAAAAGAACCAGCAUCAGACAUCAGGGGUAAACCAACCAAACCAUGACUACCACGAAAAAUAAAAGCAUUCAAUCUAAAACCUCCUAAUGGGACUUCACUGAAUUUCCAAAAAUCUAUCAACUGAUCCCAAUUUUCCUCCUUUUGUAAGUUAUUUUUUAGUAAGAACAAAUCAUAAAUCAACACUAGUAGAAGCUAUCAGUAGUUAUGAACUUUAAAAUAUACAAACAGAGUAACAUAAGCCAUUAAUGGCUUUGCUAGAAUAAGCAUAAACUCACAAAACAUCUUUACCUUUCUCAUCUAUUUAUUUUAAUGUAGACUUUCUCCAAUCUCAUUUUAAAGUUGCUGUUCUCUUCUGCCUGUCUUUAGCAAUAAUGACUACAUUAUAUCACUAAUUAGUUACAUUCUCUUCCUUCUCUCAUGA
This is a messenger RNA of Hippopotamus amphibius kiboko, 4396 nucleotides long. RefSeq names its product S-phase kinase associated protein 2 (gene SKP2). The record is from RefSeq and is a predicted model, not a curated record. The transcript is spliced from 10 exons. Bases 105 to 1277 code for a protein of 390 amino acids. NCBI's taxonomy places the organism in Eukaryota, Metazoa, Chordata, Mammalia, Artiodactyla, Hippopotamidae. Gene Ontology annotation, molecular function: protein binding.